AGACGGAAGAGUGCACCCACAGGCUUUCAGCACAGACGGUCGGCCAUACUGAAGCUUUCUCAGUUGGUGCUUUGUUUAUGGAGGGAUCCAGGAAUUCAGCAAACUUGUACUUCAGCUGUAAUUUUCUGCUGAGCCAUCGACAGCUAAAUAGAGAAGAAAACUGAGGAUCAAGGGAAAGAGAUCAUUGCAAAGUCAAGGCUUCUGCUAAAUAACAGCCGACAAAAGAAGACAUUUUUGAAGGACAAAAAGAAAACGGUAACCAUGUCAGCAGGAAGACACCAGUGGGAGAGUUUUGUCUUGUUUGCAAAGGCUUUGUUGCUUGUUCUGGGGGUCCACAGGGUCCAGGCCUGUCGGAUUGGCACAGGACCAGAGUGUGAGAAAGCUCCCUUUGUUCCUGGCCACAACCUUGCAGGCGAGGGUUUUGAUGUAGUGCGGUUGCGUCGAACAGGAGCGUACGUCAUUAAUGUCAAAGCUCAUCUGUCUGACAACCACACCUGUACGCUGUGUCCAAACCGCUUCCAGAAAGGACAGAUCCAGAGGUUGCCAGCAUCAGUGCUGGACUGGAGGCCUUUCAGUCGCUGCAGUAAGCAGCUUUCCAGUGCGCUCCACCACUCUGUGGAGUCCCUACUGCGCAGCUCCAACUCACUGGUAAACAACAACUGGGGGUUGGGUUUGAGCCUCGAGAGUAUCGGCCAUGGCGUGCUGGGAGGAAGCCGCUCGGAUUUGGCCAAGUUUGCCAGUUCGCAGCACAGUGUGGACAAAGCCACAUUUGCCCUUCACGAAAUCAGCUGCACCUACUACAGCUUUAGGCUGGCCGAUCAUCCUCAGCUGAGUUCAGAGUUCAUCAAGCAUCUGAGAAAACUCCCACAGACUUUAAACUCCGACCAGAGCAAAGCCUCAUACAGACGACUCAUAGACACCUAUGGAACACAUUACAUCCACCAGGUCCACCUUGGAGGCAAGGUGAGGCGGAUCACCGCCUUCCGGACCUGCCUGGCUACGCUAAAGGGCUUCUCAGAGACAGAAAUUAAAAACUGCCUUAAUGUUGAGCUCCGGGUUGCAUUGGGUUUCAUCCCUGCCAACAUGUCUUUCUCCAACAAGUGCGAUGGCCUCCUGAAAGGGAAUAUGAGCAUGGGCUUCUACCAGGGUUUUAUGACUCACAAGAUUGAGGUGAUUGGAGGGGAGAGGUACUUUCCCGACAUCCUUUACCAGCAGGAGCCUUUGGAUGCAUACCACAGCUGGAUGAACAGCCUUCAUGAAAACCCUGAUGUGGUUUCCUAUGCCAUCUUCCCCUUGCAUCACUUGGUGGAAGACUCACGUGUUAGUGCUAACCUGAGAAGCGUGGUCACAGAGUACAUCAAAGAGAACCAGCUGCAGGAGGAACUGCUGGGCUUGAAAAACUGUUCUCCGACCCCCAACCUGGAUCACAACUGUUGUCCGUUAAGGGCUGGAAGAGGAACUCUGACAGUGGAGAUCCACAGAGGAGCAGGACUGAGGGCAGACACCUUUACAAAAACAGACGCCUUCGUCAAGAUCUUCUACAGCGGCAUGUACGAGGAGACUGAGACGGUGAUGGACAACAAUGACCCAGUGUGGAACGCCACCUAUGAGUUUGGUUCGGUGGAGCUGGGUCAGGCCCUGAGGUUUGAAGUCUGGGAUAAAGACGUGCUUUACAACGACAUGGCAGGGACGUGCGUCGUCUAUCCCGAGAGAGGAAGGCACUCUUUGGGCUGCAAACUGCGCAAAGGAGUCUUCUAUUUCACCUACACAAUAACAUGUGACGCCCACUUGACAGGGUACAGAUGUGGAAGGUAUUCUCCAAAUGCAGAGUAAUGGUUUUAUGAAGGAACUUCUUCAUUUCACUUUAUCAUGUACAUUUAAAAUGGUUAAAUACCUGAUAUUUAGUAAAUAGAUAUCUGUAAUCAGCUGUCAUUUACAUUUAUUUUGAUUGUAUGUGAGAACUGGACCGCGUGUGAUGUCACCCAUAAGAAAUAACUUACUUCUGGCUCCAAAAUGCAUUCAGUAGCCAUUUUAUCAUGAAAUGGAUGCUUCAAUGUUGGAACCAGACUGCAUCAGUAAGUAGUGACUGGUCUGAAGCAGUCGCAAAUCAGGAGUGAGCCUUUUUGGAAGACCACACCCAUUCCACUGAAAGUGGGCUUGGGAGAAUCUGUCAGUCAAAAGUUUUGAAAGACGUGGAGGCCAGCGGGAUCCUCAUACUUUCAUUAAUUGGUCAUCUUAAAACUUGAAAAACGGAAAAGGAAAGAAAACAUAAUGAAAAAAAAAUUGGAUGAUGAAGAACCAAAAGUUAUCGGAUCAAGAAUGGUUAUUCUAACAAACAAAAUGACUGAAUGAUAGCUGUGUGUUUCUCUAUACAGGUCUAUGGGAUUUUGGCUUUUGGAGCCAGCAGGUACUUCCUGUUUGGAUUGCGAGGAGGUUUUCUCACAUACAGUCAAUGCUUUUAACUGAUGAAAAGUACAUCUAGAAGCUUAAAACAGUGGUUAAGAGGUACAGUACAUUUACUUUAAUUAAAUCUUUUGUGCAGUUCUUGUAAAGCUGUUUUAUUGAAGGGGAUUCUGAAGGAGACAAUCUCUUCCAAGAAACUUAUUCAGGGACCAAAAAACAGCCUAAACUAGGACUUUCACUGGGACCUACGUCCAUUUCUGCUGAUACACUGUUAAAAAUGUCGUGAAUGUCUCGAUGUGGUGGUUACUUUGUUUCAAAGCAUAUAAAUUAGGGGUCUGCAACAUUUAACACUAAGAGCCUAUUUCUUACAACUAAAACCCAGCUGUAGCAGCACAGCCCCACCUAACUAAGUAAAAUACACUUAUUUGUUUAUGUUUUUGUGGCCUUACCUGUUAAGUUUUUCUAUAAUUUAAUUAUAACUGUUAUAACAAAGUUAUUUUCAAGAUCAUACACCCCGUGUCAUAUUAGAUCCUCCAGUUGAUACAGAUUUACUUAAAUUAAAAAUGUAUGACAGUCAAACAUAUUUUCUCUCGCUAUGACUUUGAUGCGUUGUCAUCUCUUUUCUCCAAUUAAUAUCCAAUUUAAUUAUGACAACAUUGGUGUAGAAUCAUUUUUUAAUCUAUACAUGGAAAUGCAAUAUUUUUUUCAAAACUGAACCACUAACAGAUGAAAUAUUUUGCUAUAAUGUUGCUCAGUUAUCUAACAAGUCUAAGAACAAAUGAAAAAGCUUAAUAAACUAAAAAUCAACUACAAAUCCAUUAUUUAUUCAUUUUGUAAGCAAGCCACAAUGGACUUGGGAGAAUCAAAAGAUCUGAAAGACGUGGAGGCCAGCGGGAUCCUCAUACUUUAACAAUGGAGGGAUGCAUGUGGCUCCGGAGCCUCAGGUUGCAGACCCCUGAUUUAUUCUAAUGUUUGUCUUUGAGGCAUGAACGCCAAACUGCUUUGAGGCACUUAUGAACAACAGUCUUUCUGAAGCAAAAAGGAAGUUAUUUUUUGUCGUUGAAUAAUCAUAACUGGAGAGAAAAAGUCAACAGGUAACUCAAAAGGAAUACUGAGGAAAGGCAAACAUUGGCUGGAGUAAAACGUUUAAAGCUUUGAAUGGUCAGAAAUGUGGCAACUUCUCAUCUCACCCUCCAGUUUUGAUUAACUUUUGUUUUGCUGAGAUUUUCAGUGAAGUAUUUUUUCAAAGAGUCUGUAAAAAUAAACAAACUAUAAAUAAAAAUCAAGAUUGCUCCUUAAGACCGUGCAAGUGAAUGCAAAUGGGUUGUGCUCUAAAAAUGUGCGUACUGUAGUUUCUGUGUUUAACUCAAAUAGCUUAUGCAAUAUAUUCUUAUUCCGGUAGGGCUUUAAGCCUACCGGUAUAUUUUACCGUUCAAACUUUCUAGAGCAAAUAAAAUUGAAAACAUAAUUGUCUUAAUUUUAUAGAGAAAGGGUUCAAGAUGUUUCUUCUUUCCUAAACAUUUCCUCUCAAAGAUUUUAAACUUUUUGUAGCUAAUAAAGUAAAAAUUGGCACAUCUUUUGGGAAAAAUGCAGCCUAAACUUUAUAUGUUUCAGAGCUUUAAAAACAAAUGGAGCCCUGUAAGAAUAAAAAUCUUACAUUUUUAAAACAUUUAAAGCUUGCUUUACAUAUCAAUCACUGGGUCACAAAUAUUUAUUUCAAUAUUUAUUAUUCAAUUUUAACAUGUACCUAAAAAAUAUACAAAGAACACGAACAACUUCGGUGUUACACAAAAAUCGUUUGGUAAAAUGUAAAGAAAAACAACUUAAACAUGUUGGCCCCUCAUACAGUACAUUGAUCCAACAGCUGACCCAAAUGUGCCUCUGCUGGCAUAAGAACUUUGAAAGGAAACUCUUUGCUUAAACUUCUGCUUUACCUGCAGGAAAAGUCGAACUGAUUUGAACUUAAACGGAGCGAGUAAUGACCACAUUUUAAUGUGCUCUGAUUUAGAAAAGAUCAAUUAAUUUUUGUUAAUAAAUGUAUCUAAAAAGAGGUGUGAGCACCUAAAUGGAAUCCUGUUCUAAAGUUUUCCACAACUUACGGCGUCUCGGUUGGUUUCUGAAGGGGGUUUUGUGUGCAGUAUUUGGUCUGAUAUAGGCUCCCCUUUAGCUUUGGAGUUUAGGUGCAUUCUUCAUGUUUUUUUUUUUUUAAGUUUACUAAAGUGUGUAUUGUCCCUAGGUAAAACCAUAUAAGUGCUGCUUAUAUGCACACCUCAGCUCUUUCUCAGUACAGCAGCAGACCAUCAUCAUUAUCAGCUCCAAGGCAAAGAAAAGAAACAGUUUUCAGGGCUCAGCUAUGCAGCUGGAAGGGCCAAAACACAAUCAGUCUAGCAGUUGAAAAGCAAAAACUGUGAGCAUGCCCAGCAGUAGUCCAAACACAACUAUGGAUGUUCAAAACUUGAUGAAAGGUUUCAUGAUUCGUUUGGCCUGGGAAAUACGAUCCCUCUCAAAACGACUUUGGUCCUCGUGGGAUUUCUGAAGUGAACAUAUUCAAAUUAUGAAAUAAAAAACCCUCAGCAGAAGUAAAACAUUUUAAUCCUUCCAACAUAAAACAUUAAGACGGCAAUAAGUAGCUUAACCUAAACUACGCUGCUGUGGUUAAAAAGCACAUAGAAAAACUUUUACAGAUCAAAAGCACACAAGUUUGGUGUUUAAAGUCCCACCCAGAUCAUCUUCUGAUCUAUUCUAAAAGCGUUCCUUUUUCUUUUAAUUAUGACUAUGCUAUUUUUAGCCUAGAUCUAAAAACCUAUGUUGUUUUCUAGGACAUUGUUUCUGCAGAAAUUCAUUAGAAAUUUCCCUCCGAGUUGUGGGCGGGACCGUUGGCGGAACUGGACUGAGUGACCCCGACCCGCCCUCACGCUCCAAAUAGGAAGUAGCUGCUGGCUCCAAGAAGCCAAAAAAAUCCCAUAGAAUCAUGUUAUUUGACAGAAUAACCAUUCUUGCUCUGAUCUUUUUCUUAACAUCUUCUUGCCAAUUGUAUUGUAAUUGUAAGUUCUUUUAAAACAGCAUAUUUUCAUCUGCUCCUGAUUCACAACUAUUUAAAUGAUGAAAUACUCAGAAUUAUACUCUUAAUUUUCUUUCUGUUUGUCCUCAUCACAAAAGUGCUACAAAAACAUGCUAAAAAAAAUCCUAAAACACCAUUUUCAUGGGAGUGGGUCUAUAAUGUGCAGUAAAUAAUUAGAUAGAGAUAUUUAGAACAUGAAUGAGGCAGAACAAAUUCUUAAUUUCUAAAUUGAGAAACUACCACUACUGUUUUGUGCAGGUUGGUUUUGUUUGUUUGUUGCCAAAAUGAGUUACAAAAAUGGCAAGCCAGAACGUGGGUCCAUAGAGCAACAAGUGGGACGCAGGUCUAUGCGCAUGGAGGUUGUGACAUCUGUCGGAGCUUCGCUGUUGUCUGGAAGGAGGAUAACCAUCUUUUCAAGCAGAUAAGACGAGAGAGAUGGACAGUGAGAAAACACUGAACACUGAUGACGAAGAAGAUUGAUGGGACAGACAUUUUUUCUUUUGUUUGGGCCAGAUUUCUUCUUUCUUUUUGUAUUCAACUGUCAUUCAGACCAAGUGAUAUAAAAGAAACUCUGGUUACGGUUAGUGAUAGGAACUUGUGAAAAGAAUUCAUUUUGAAAACUAAUUAUCUACGUUCUGUUAUUAAAAUUCUUCUGCUAUUCUUUGCA
Molecule: messenger RNA, 6131 nt
Organism: Oryzias latipes (Japanese medaka)
Lineage: Eukaryota; Metazoa; Chordata; Actinopteri; Beloniformes; Adrianichthyidae
Gene: prf1.5
Product: perforin 1.5
Biological process (GO): defense response to virus; immunological synapse formation; T cell mediated cytotoxicity
Cellular component (GO): membrane attack complex; membrane
Molecular function (GO): wide pore channel activity
Source: RefSeq, a predicted model, not a curated record